Molecule: messenger RNA, 3516 nt
Organism: Phytophthora sojae
Lineage: Eukaryota; Oomycota; Peronosporomycetes; Peronosporales; Peronosporaceae
Exons: 3
Coding region: 1-3516 (1171 amino acids)
Biological process (GO): deadenylation-independent decapping of nuclear-transcribed mRNA
Cellular component (GO): P-body
Molecular function (GO): protein binding
Source: RefSeq, a predicted model, not a curated record
AUGCAGCACCCGAGCGUCAUCAUCGGCAGCUACGUGAACCUGACGGAGGAGAAGACUGGCACGCGCGACCCGAGCUUCAACACGCGUCUGACUGUCGAAGGCCGCGACGCUGAUGAAGUGAAAAGCGUCGGCGACAAGCUCGUUGAGCUGUUCAAGGGCACGAUCGCUGACCCGGGCACCGUCGUCCGCAGCAGCAGCACGGCCAGCAGCGGUCUGGCGCCUCCUCCGCCGCCGCCUCCGGGCAGCGCGCCCAUGCCGCCGGCUCCGCGCUUCUCGCCGCUGGACCACGCGUCCCCCGAGGUGACGCAGAGCAACCCGCUGCACCAGCUCCUCCAGCAGCAGCACGCGCCCACAGCGCCGCCCGCGCCCAUGCAGUUCCCCGCGCCGCCCGCCGCGUCGUCGCUGGCCAGCCAGAACCAGUUCCUGCAGCAGUUCCUGGCCUCGUCCUCCUCCAGCCACAUGCGCCCCGUGCCCUUGUCCACGCCCAUGGGCAUGUCCAUGCAGGCGCCGCCCAGCUCGCUCCUGCCGCCGUUCCAGCAGCAGGCGCCACCCCCUCACGCCGCGUUCCCGCCGCCGCGCGCUGCCUUCUCCCAGUUCCAGCCGGUUCCCAGCCUCUCGUCCACGGGCGGGGGCAUGUUCCCGGCCGCGCCGCGCAGCUCCACCUCGGCGUCUAUCGGCAGCAAUGGCGCGUCCGCCUCCUCCUCGCUCACGGGCUCUCCGCGCCGCGCGGCCGGGGAGGCUUCGGCCACGCACCCGCCGCCCGGCGUGCGCCUCAGCGGCGAGAGCGUGGACUACCGCCCGCGCGCCGAGACGGACAGCAGGUCGCUCGAGGUCAUGCCCAUCACGCUCUACAACUCGGAGCGCGCGUCGCAGCUGGGCAACCUCAUCUCGGUGAACGAGCACUUCAUCUCAUACCCGAUCCGCAACGGCCUCAUCCGCGUCAUCAGCCAGAGCUCCGUGGACAGGCUGCUCCUGCGCAAGCACGAGCACCACGCCGUCUCGGAGCUCGCCUUCUUCAACAGCAAGUCGGACCUGUUGCUGAGCGCGGGCUCGGACCACCACGUGGCCAUCUGGGCCAUCCAGAAUGACCCCAUGAGCCGCGAGCUCGUCAAGCUCGUGCCCACGCAGGCGCAGCGCGUCAAGUGGCACCCGUCCGACUCGAACAAGAUCGCCAUCGCCAACGGCAGCGUGGUGUUUAUUGCCGACCUCACGGACGUGGACGCCGAUGGAACGGGAGCCGAGAACCUCUACGACAUGAGCGUGGUCUGCGGCCAGACGUCGGGCCAGAUCAACGACAUGGCCUUCUCCCCCGGCAACGGCGAGUGCGUCGUCACUGCCGGCAGUGACGGCCUCGUGCAGGUGUACCGCGUCCAGGGCCGACUGCCAGGCCAGCCAGCGGAGUUUAUCCAGCGGUUUGAGCCAUUUAGAGGCGAGGAGGUCAACAGUCUCCACUUCUACGGUGGGAACUUUUCCAACCAGCCGGGACUUUUCAUCGGAGGCGAGGCCAACACGCGCCUAUCGCUGUGGAACGCGGCGCUGACUGAGAACACGACGCCUGUGUGCUACCAGACGGUGACGAUCCGUGACGAAACGCAGGAAGACUCGGAGCUGAUCCAUGAGACCAUCUUGGACCCCACGACGCACUUCUUGUUUGUCGCGGACCGCGCCAAGCCGCUGGUGUACGCGUUCCACUUGGCGCCCAGCUCGGACGCGCGCACGCCUCGUCGCUUUGACAACGUUACCGAGUUCGCGCUCGCGUACCCGGUGCUCAGUAUGGGGUUACUGAACCGGACAGGACAGAGCCAGUCGGCGCGUGACGGCGCUGACUUCGCCUCGGCUCUGGGUGGACUUAACUUUUCCAUGCAGUUGUACUGCCUUCAGACUCAAGCUAUUCAGAGGUAUCACGUGGCGGCCAGUGACUGCUUUAUCCCUGGCGCGCGUGGAUCCAUUGAGGAUGAGGUUGAGGCUGGUGAGAACGUUGGACAGACGGUUGGUGCUGUGACGACGGAAGGAGAGAACAUCGAGACGUCGUACCAGACUGCGGCCGAGUCCCCACGAGCUGCCACCGCUGCGAUUUCGGCUCCUGAGACGGAGAUUGACGCACAGGCACCUGAAGACGAGGAAGAGGAGGAAGAGAGCAACGCCGAUCAGCACGCUCCGCUUCGUUCUGGUGUGAAUGGACUUCCCCCGACUCCUUCGUCCCCGGGAGCUCGCAGUACGCGAAGCACUCGGAGCGCUGGCGCCCGCUCGCUGCAUCUAGCUACCGGCGACGACGCUGUAUCAGUGUCCGCCUCGUCUGUUGCUGGUGACGAUGCUUCGCUCCCUAGCCUGCGGUUUUACAAUCGUUCUUCUCCGUCAUCCUCGGUUCGUGCGUUCCAGGACGAAGCUUCCGUGCAGUACGACCCAUCGAUUGAUGACACCGCAAGUGAGACACAUCAGCAGACGCUCCUUGCUUCGCUUCGGCGCAUGGAGGCAGCGCAGCUUCAGCGCGACGAGGAACUCCGGGAACAGAUGCGCGUAGUCAUGGGCAAUUUGGGCAACCACCUGACGGCUCAGGUAUCGACUCAGGUGGAAAAGUCGAUCCAGAAGCAGUUGCAGUCCGUGCUGGUGCCCGCCAUGGGUCGCAUCGUGCUGCACACGAUGGAGAACAACUUCAUGAAGCCGGUGCAGAAUGGAUUCCAGCAUGUGAUUAGUGAGAAGCUGAUCCCGUUGAUGGAGCAAAAGCUGGAUGACUCCUUGGCGACGUCGCUGCCGGACCAGCUCGCCAAUGGCGUUGACGACAUGGUUCAGCGUGUGGUGGAAGAUGUUCGCCAGCCUGUGCGUGAAUCGUUCCGUGAGUGCUUCCAGGACAUUUUGAUCCCGUCUUUCCAGGCCGCUACACAGAAGAUGUUCGAGCAGAUUAACGACACCUUCGUACAGGGAACGCGCAGUGCGUUUGAGGGCAGUGGACAGAACUCUAGCAAUGCGAAGGUUGCGAGUCAACUAGAGCAGUUGACGAAGGUGGUGGAAAGCUUGUCCCAGAAGGUGGAGCAACUGAGCACAACAGUCAAUGCUGGCAGCGUGAAUGGAGCACUGGUUCCUGCUGCGAAGUCUCCCGAGGAGCUGCAGUUCGAGACUCAGAAGGGCACGGUACUGGACUAUCUCGCACGAAAUGAUUGGGAGGAGGCGUUCAAGUUCGCACUGGGCGCGCAGAGCGUGAACCUGGUAGCAUUUACGUGUCAGCAGUGUGACCCCCGACUUGUCCUGAGCAGUCGCCCGCCGAAGCUCUCGCAGAUGCUGAUCCUGUGCUUGGUGCAGCAAUUGGGUGCCGACCUCGCUGACGACCUGGAGACAAAGCUCAACUGGCUGCGCGAGUCGCUGCUGGUGAUGAACAUUCGCGAUCAGAGUAUUGCUGGCUUCGUGACGAGUGUGCUUCAGGAGCUUCAGACAGGAUUGAACAGUGUGCCGGCGGAGUACCGUGACUCGCAGUACACGCUGCUGCACCACGUACUCAACUCCAUGCUUAACUCUGCGUGA